UCACAUUUCACGCUGAAACCAAGCGAACACUGGGCGCACACACACGCUGGGCUCACCAUAUUAUCGACAGAUCCGAGUCAGGAGUACCGUCGAUGAGAGCGCAUUGUAGUGACUAAAAGCUCUUCUGUGAGAGGAAACGAGAGGAAAACGCAGAAAAAAAGAAACCGAGGAAAUCCCCCAAAAGGAAAUGCCAAUCGCAGCCGCUGGACAGCCAACGACUCAGGAGCCUAGAGUUUGCCCCCGGCUGCCCUCCACCCCGGAGCCUGUCCCUAAAGGGGCUGAUUUAUUCGACGAGGCGGGGGCGGCGGAGUCGGCGGAGCGAACAGAGUACGGGGGCGCGGAGGGGGGCAGAGGACUCGGGGGCUAUAGUUACAGCCAUAGCGGCGCUAGGGGCUUUGUGCAGCCCGGUUCCACCAACGGUUCUCCGCCGCAGUCCCCAGCCGCGUCCUCUUCUUUUCUCUUCCAUCCACUUCACCCCCACCAAAUGGCCAUGGAGCCCCCAAGGACUCGAUCGCGUUCUCGGUCUGGAUAUUACCAACAGUACGGUGGUGGGAAUGGCAAUGUAAUUACCGGCAGCGGAGUCAUGGGAUCUAACCAUCAUCACAUCCACCACCAGCAGCAGCAGCAGCAGCAGCAACUACAUCCACAGCAGCAACACGGUGCCGGUUGCGCACCACUUGGAGCUCACAGCAACCACCCGGAGAACCAGCCGCGAGCCCCAGGAAGUAACUCCUCUCCCGGCACUCAGAGGCUUCCUUCGGUUCCCGGAGCGCACCGCAUCCCGGCGGCAGGAGCCUCUGGCGGGUCCUACCACUGCCACCCAGAUCAUGCAUAUGGAGAGGAAAGUGAUAAGAGUGAGGAAAGCCCCAGUCCAAAGCGCCAGAGGCUGUCCAGUCAGUCUGUCUUGGAACAGCUAACCUCAUCCGUACCCCCACCAUCCACCCCAUCUCCCCCCAUCCGCCCCUGGGAGUCAGGACCCCCAAGUCGGAGACAACCUCACCCCCACACGCACUACCACCAGGAGAGAUGCCUUACUCCUGCUCGUCACAGACGCAGCCCGCCAGCAAGGCGUCAGCGCGGCCGUCUCUCCAGACCCACCCGUCACUUGCCUCCCCAUCAACACCCCCCUACCCAAGCCCCCGCACCUCGCCUGUCGCCAUCAGAGCACCAGGAUGAAAACUACCACCACAACACCCAUCCAGCAACACACCACACAUACCCCCCCCACACACCCAGCGCCUAUGGUCAGCCUUCCACAGCCGGAGGAGCAGUGGCAGGUUUGGAGGAGCCCCGAGCUUUCCACCCGCCCACCUUGUCGCCACGACUACUGCACCCAGCUGCUCACCAUCACCACCUUCACCAUCAUCAUCAGCAACAGCAUCAUGCAACACAACCGCAGCAAGGAGCCAUGGUCCUGGACUUACAUGAACAACUGCAGCAAGCCAGUGUACCAGUCUCCUACACCGUGACCCCAGUCCCUCCACACAGUCUGGCAGCACCUUUGUGUAACGGCCAGCACCUUCCCCCUACCUGUUCCUCACAACAACAAGUCCCUGCCUGCAGUGUGGUCUUCAGCACUGGACAGCACUACCACCCGAUGCUACAAGCAUGCUCAAUGCAACAUUUGCCGGUGCCCUAUGCCUUUCCCUCGCUGCUGUCCGGUGACCCUCAGUUCCUGCUUCCCCAUCCACCCCACCUCUCUCACCACCCGCCCCACCUCCCCGCACCCACACAGUUUCUGCCUUUCCAGACGCAACAGCCACGAUCGCCCCUACAGAGGAUUGAAAAUGAAGUUGAGCUUCUGGGAGAGCAGCUUUCAGUUGGUGGAGGCUUCAGCUACGCCCACCACCACCACCACCACCACCACCACCAGCCUCCCUCCGCCCUGCCGCCCUCCACACCACUCCAGUUCCUCUCGCACCAUGACCCCCUGUCGCAGGAGCUCUUUACAGUGCCCUAUCCUCACUUUAUGCCUCGCCGAUUCACAAGCAGGCGUUACCGCUCUCCGCAGGCUGUACCCCCAUCACCCUACCACCCCAGCUUCCUGCCUUACUUCCUCUCGAUGCUUCCCGUUCCCCCAAAUGUGGCCCCCACUAUUAAUCUAGAGCUGGAUGUGGACGACGGAGAGGUGGAGAACUAUGAGGCCCUGUUGAACCUUGCAGAACGUCUAGGAGAGGCCAAGCCCCGCGGUCUAACAAAGGCAGAUAUAGAACAGCUUCCAUCAUACAGGUUCAACUCCAACAACCAUCAAUCUGAGCAAACACUGUGUGUGGUAUGUAUGUGUGACUUCGAGUCUCGCCAGCUCCUAAGGGUCUUGCCCUGUAAUCAUGAGUUCCACGCCAAGUGUGUAGACAAGUGGCUUAAGGCUAACCGGACCUGUCCUAUCUGUCGAGCCGAUGCUUCUGAGGUCCAGCGUGAUUCUGAGUGACCUCAUAUCAACACCCAACAUCUGCAAUCCCUGACUCCCUUUUGGAUGCAUCAACCAAUCAGUGAACUUCUCUCCUUCAAUUAUACACCUCUGCUCAGACAUUCUGCCUCUUUAUACCCCAGGACACUGAACAGUAAUUCUCACCUGGGAUCAGCAACUUUCUACUGACUCAUGCUCACUUUAUUGCUGGACUUCCUCUGCCUUCUGUUUUGGACUAUUACGCCCCUACUACUCUGCCUUCUGCUCUACCAACAAACAUUUAGGGAAAUUGGCUGUCCAAAGACUUUGACUAUUUCAUUGUUAUUAUUUGAGUUAUAAUUAAGCAUUGACAUCUUGGCUAGCAGAAGUUGUUGUUUCUACUAGAUUAUAAUUGCAGUUGAACAGUAUCAGUCAAUUUUAAUUUCUGUGUGUGCAUUCUUGCAUUCCUCGGCAUGAGAGCAUUCUGUAUGGGGUGAAACAAAGUUACUGUACACUGUGUCAAAGAGUGAGCUACGUUGGAACAGUGAAAAAUUAACCUUAUUUUCCUCUAGGUAGGCGUGUGGGUGUGUGUGUGGGUUUCUCCUCCUGUGGUAUUUCUACAGUUCAUGUAGUACAGUGCAUUGACUUCCUUAAUCUGAUUUCUUUUCACUCCACUUCAGAUAGAUUUAGACUCACUGGAAGCCGAGGUUAACGUCAGGCCUUUUUUUCAAAGUUAAAAAUUGAAGUGUAGGUCCAAGAACAUCUUUCAGGGAAGUUGACGAUGCUUUUGUGUCAUGUUCCUUUCUUUUCUAAGCCACACAUCAUUAAGGUGCUCUACAACUUUAUCUCCAUCUCUCCAUGUCUGCCCAUCUGCAUUAGUUUAUAAUAAGUAAAGGCUGAACACUUUUUAUCUUACCUAAAGGAAACCGAUCCGGACUAUUUAUCCUAUUCCACUAGCUCUCCCCUUAAGGCACAUUAUGUGAAUACAUUGGAUCCCACAGAGCUGACAAGGUGGAUGAAAACAUUCUUUUAAAAUGUCACCAAAACAUUCAUACAUGCUCAAUUUACUAGCUUUCUCAGAGGAAUGAAGCCUCUGAAAACAUGCAUCUAUAUCUGUUUCGGUUCCCAAGCAGCUUUCUGUCAGUGCUAGAUAUAGGUGCAAUGAUUUCUCCACCAUUAAGGUCCCAUCACAUGGUGCACUUUGGAUGCUCUUAUAUAUGCCUUAGUGGUCCCUUAAUAUUGUAUCUGAAGUCUCUUUUAUAUAGACCUUAGUGGUCCCCUAAUACUGUAUCU
Messenger RNA from Perca flavescens (yellow perch), 3679 nucleotides. It is a transcript of the gene rnf38, whose product is annotated as ring finger protein 38. Lineage: Eukaryota; Metazoa; Chordata; Actinopteri; Perciformes; Percidae. The record is from RefSeq and is a predicted model, not a curated record. Gene Ontology annotation, biological process: protein ubiquitination. The coding region runs from base 188 to 2428 and encodes 746 amino acids. Gene Ontology annotation, molecular function: ubiquitin protein ligase activity. The transcript has 13 exons.